Mercenaria mercenaria is the source of this 3725-nucleotide messenger RNA. Its product is annotated as ubiquitin-conjugating enzyme E2 variant 1-like. Gene Ontology annotation, cellular component: nucleus. Lineage: Eukaryota; Metazoa; Mollusca; Bivalvia; Venerida; Veneridae. The transcript is spliced from 4 exons. The coding region runs from base 128 to 574 and encodes 148 amino acids. Gene Ontology annotation, biological process: DNA damage tolerance; protein K63-linked ubiquitination. The record is from RefSeq and is a predicted model, not a curated record.
AUCUAGUAUUUCUCUUUUCUCCAAUGUAAUCUUGUUAAUAAAAAUAAUUGAAAGAAAUUUUACAUCAAUAGUUGGUAUAAAAAUCAUUUUUCUGAAAAGUAAAGAAAUUCGAAUAAAAUUUGCAAAUAUGGCGCAGCACCCUAUCCAACACUCGGAGGUUAGAGUACCAAGAAAUUUUAAACUAUUGGAAGAAUUAGAAGCUGGAGAAAAGGGUGCUGGAGAUGGAAUUAUAAGUUGGGGACUUACCGAUGAUUCGGACAACACAUUAACACAUUGGCGGGGGACAAUUUUAGGUCCACCUAAGACUCCAUUUGAAGGCAAAAUUUAUUGCUUACUUAUCACUUGUGGAGAGAGGUACCCAGAGGAGAGGCCUAAAAUAAAGUUUGAAACUAAAAUAAAAAUGACCUGUGUUACAGACAAGGGAGAGGUAGACUAUAAUCUGCUAAAGGAAUUGAGAGGUUGGGGUGGUGACAAGAGUUCAAUAAAGCAGCUGCUCACAAGCAUAAGGAAAGCCAUGGAGUUAAAGGAAAAUACUAAAUUAAGUCAACCUCCAGAAGGCACAACAUUUUCUUAGAUACCUACAAAACAACCAUUUAUACAAACUCUAGACUGAAAAAAAAGAUUGUUUCUGAAAGUUUGUCUUGUAAAUUGAGACUGUCGUAAUACAUUUAGAUAACUUUCCUGCUUUUUCAUUUGCAAUGUUAAAGACUGAAUGUACUCUCAGAGUAUGUUGUUGAAGCAAUGUUAUGCUGGAAGUUACACCAACUUUUAAUGUAUAUCACUGUCUCUAUGUCAUUUCCAGUAUAUUUUCUAAAACGUACAUUACAUUUAAAAAAAAGAAAGGACCUUAUCUUCUCACUGAGUAUUCAACAGUAAUAAACAGUGAGGUUUAGAAUUUUGAUUUUGUAUGUUUAUGAUAAUAACUGGAAAAUUGUUUGCAAACUGAAUGAUCUGCAAGGCCAUGCCAUUUAGCUUGAAUCACAGCAGCUCUAUUAAAACCAUCUUGAUCAAUGAAUCAUGGCAACUCUGUAAUUUGAGGCAGUCUCUAUUUUUGAAUGACAGCAGCUCUAUUAAAACCAUCUUGAUCAAUGAAUCAUGGCACUCUGUAUUGAGGCAGUCUCUAUUUUUGAAUCACAGCAGCUCUAUUAAAACCGUCUUGAUCAAUGAAUCAUGGCAACUCUGUAUUGAGGCAGUCUCUAUUUUUGAAUCACAGCAGCUCUAUUAAAACAGUCUUGAUCAAUGAAUCAUGGCAGCUCUGUAAUUUGAGGCAGUCUCUGUUUUUGAAUCACAACAACUGUCAAGAGCUUUAUGAAGAAAGGCAGUGGAGAAAUUCUUUAUCUUUGCAUUCUGCUGUUCUUUUAUUUUUUGUUUUUGUCAUUUUCUUUAUAUAGUAACAGAGAAAAUGUCAAAGACGUUCAAGUUCAGCUUCAAGCUAGAUAACAAACACUAUCAGUUAAGUGAUCCAGGGCCAUCGUGGCCCUUUUGUUCUGUUUCAGUUAAGUUACAGCUGUUAUAUUCAAGUGGAAUAAGCUGGGUACAUAAAUUGAGUUUUGUUCUUUGUGUUAUUGUUUUCAUUUUCUGACAUACUUUAUAUACUCUGUAUCUGUUUUUUAUGCUUUUCUUAAAUUUUGCAGAGCUUUUGUUUUAUUUUUUUGCCCAUACUGUUUAAGUUUAUUAAGAACAAUUCUGCUUCACUUAAUAGAAGUUAUAAUUAGUUGCAGAUAAACAUUUCAGUUUUCUUUUAUGAAUGGCUGUUAGCAUCAUUCUGUACAGUCAGAUCAAGAUCUGCACUGUUUGCCAUUCAGUCAGUAUCAUUUUGGUAAGCACCCCUUUUAACAGUUAAUGGCACUGUCAAAAUUGGAAGAUGGACAAGUUCAUUAUAGAAAUUAGCAGGGUAAGGGUUAAAAGAAUGUUUACAGUGUAAUCAUCAUCUUUAUGAGCACAAAACAUUUCCAUUUUGGCAAAAACAGCUGGGGGUAUGAAUUGGUGUUAUUUGAAUAUUAAAGAUAGGGUAUAUGGGAAAUUUACUUCUUCUCUGGUAUUAAAUUUUUUGUGGACGGUUUCAAUCAUGAAAUCCGCAAAAAGUAAUCCUUCACAAGUAUUAAUGAUUUUACUACUAAUUAUUCAUCAUCUUCAAAGACUGUGUGAUCAGAUAGUUAUAGACUGUAAACUUUUUUGCUCUUUUAUGAACUGAGGAAGUGGACCUGUAAAGACACGUGGCAAAUUUCAGUUUUGUAUUUUGUAAGUUGUGUAGGCAUUAAAUGCAUUUAUGUCUGAAAAUUGUGUAAUUGCUUAAAGAAGGUACAUAAUCAGUGGGAAAUUGGCAAUUGCAGUGUGUCCUUACAGAUCCCCUACCUUAACUGAGUUUUAGAGGCAGACCAUUGCAAAAAAUUUAUGUAAGCAUUCUGUUGUUUUCUCUGAUUGUGUUUUAAUAAAUAUGAAAAAAGAUCAGAGCAGUAUUAAAUCACCAUAAAGUUACCACCUAUCAAGAUCAGCCAUGAUGAAAUAUUACUGAUUAACAAGAUUUCAAAUUUAAAUAAGAUUCUUUAAUCCUUUGUAUGAAAGUUUUAUAUAUUGUUUGUUGACAUUUUCUGUGUAUCCGGCAAGCUACAUAGUUAAUUCCAUAUUAUUAUGUUGAAGCAACAAUUUGACAAUGUGUGGGACACUGUCCACCAAAUAUUGAAGGGUGAAGGACUUCCUACUCUCAGUAGUUCUUUGUGUCUUCUUGAGAAUGUCUAGCAUGAUGAUUUGAGCAGAGGCAUGUCUCCACUUUUGGUUCAUGUGGACAGGUUGUUUGUUUCAGAAUAUGUUGGAAAUCCAUUAACUCAGUUUUAUUAACCGCUAUUCUCGAGUAAAAAUGUUUUUUUUGGUAACAUUAACAGUUUCAGGUUAAUUUGUUUCCCUCAUUUAUAUUUUAUUAAUUUUUUUGUAUCAGUCUGAAUCAAGCUGAAGCAUUAGUUGUUAUGAAAGCCUUUUAUGUUUCAUUUAUAUUUGAUUUUUAUGCUAAUGAUAGCAUAGGUUAAUAAAAUAUUCCUGCUGUAACUGUUACAAUAUGAUUGAAGUGAACUGUAAUCAUGUUCAUUUGCCUUAAUGUUUAAAAACAAGCCUUGGGCCUCUAUGGCUGACUAAUUAAAGUAAAUGAUUCUCCUCAGCACUAUGGAUUAGAAAAGCAAACUAUGUAGAAUUGUCUCAUUUAAGGAAGUCAUGCAGAUGGCUGCCGGAGGUCAGUAGUUUUACUCAGUUGACCGUCUUAAGCUAAAAUUAUGUCCGACAAGCACCUUGGGUCUUCCUCCACUGUUCAAGGCUUGAAAGUCUCCAAACCUCAAAUUGUAUCGAUGUUGCUUAAAAUAUGAACAAAAAUAGAUAUGAAUGCAGUGUUUCCAAGUUUUCAUCCAUACUAUAUAAAUUUGGUAAAUAGGUGAUUGCAAGUCUGUAUCACCAAGAAUUUCUAUCCAUAUUACAUGUAUUACGAUGAUCUAAAUUCACUUCUUUGGUUUUUCUGUUAUAUAUAUUAUAAAUGGUAAACAAACCCAUGUAACUAUGGAAGUAUUUUAAUAUUUUUCAGGAACUUUUUCUAUUGUAUCACUUCUGUAUUAUUUUUAUUGUCAGUAUACCUUCACUGUAAGUGUAUGAUGAAUUGUUUAGAAAUGCAAAAAUGUAUAUCAGAAAAUGUGAUAUACCGCCUGAUUAUAAGACGUGAUUUGACAAUAAAUGUGUAAAACUUU